AAACUCCUUGUGCCCUUCUUCCUGGUGUGCGCAUGUAAGGGCGGACGUGACAUCACACCAUGCUUCUUCCUGCUUCAGCGUGUCCUGCUGCCCUCAGUCUCCCAACAACUGGAGAAACUUUGGCAAGCACAAUAGAUCAUCUCCACUUCCAGUAAUCCUCUGCCAAGGAACCUCCAUUCCCCCAGGGUCUCACCCUAAGGUAGUCCCCAGUACGGCCUUCAGACUCCUAGGAGUCUGGAUCUCUGGAUCUACAUCCUCUUCACUACCACGUCUUGAGGAGGAGCGGGAGUUGUUGUGCUGCCUGUAGGACGUAAUGGAAAGUCAAGUCAAAGUCCAGGUACACGUCAUGGCAGGUAUUACCCUCCUGCUGCACGUGCAGCUUGGAUCUUCCUUUAAACUGGUGUGCUACUUCACCAACUGGGCUCAGUACUACCCUGGAGUUGCCCAAUACAUGCCAGAUGAUGUAGAUCCUUGUAUGUGCACUCAUCUGAUCUACGCUUUUGCUACAAUGACAAACAACGAAAUCGCAAUUUUUGAACCAAACGAUCCAGCAUUCUAUGCCUCCUUCAAUGCACUGAAAAACUACAACAGUGAAUUGAAAACUCUCUUGUCAGUUGGAGGCUGGAACUAUGGGACUUCAGGGUUCAACAAUAUGGUUUCCAGUCCCCAAAAUCGUCAAACAUUUAUUAAUUCUGUCAUUACAUUUCUGAGAAAGUAUGGAUUUGAUGGACUGGAUAUUGACUGGGAGUAUCCAGGAGAUUCAGACAGAGGAAGUCCUCCAGAAACCAAAGAGCAAUACUCUAUCCUCCUGCAGGAAAUGUAUAAUGCAUUUGUGCAGGAAGCUAGUCAGAGCAACCUACCCCGGCUUCUCAUCUCUGCUGCAGUGUCCGCUGGCAUGCCCACAAUAGAAGCUGGAUACCAGAUCCCACAACUCUCUCAGUAUUUGGACCUUAUCAAUGUAAUGACCUAUGAUCUCCGAGGAUCAUGGGAAGGGUUCACAGGUGAGGAUAGUCCUUUGUACCAGGGUCCGGCUGAUCAAGGUGGAUAUAUCUAUUUCAAUGUGGACUAUGCCAUGAACUACUGGAAGAACAAUGGUGCUGCACCAGAGAAGCUGAUGGUUGGGUUCCCAGCUUAUGGCAGAACAUUUACUCUUAGUGAUCCUUCUAACAAUGGUCUUGGUGCCCCAACUUCUGGUGGAGGUCCUGCCGCCCCAUACACUCAGGAAUCUGGAUUUAUGGCAUACUUUGAGAUUUGCAACUUUUUGAAACAAGGAGCAACAGUGGUUUGGAACAGCCCACAAGCUGUGCCUUAUGCUUACAAAGGAAGUGAAUGGAUUGGAUAUGACAAUGAGAAGAGUUUCCAGAUCAAAGCUGAAUGGCUGAUGAAGAACAACUUUGGUGGUGCUAUGGUUUGGGCACUUCCCUUGGAUGAUUUCAGUGGACAUUUCUGUGGUCAAGGAAAUUAUCCACUAAUGAACACACUAAAGUCUACUUUGGGAAUUUCAUUUCCAAGUGCUGCAAAUGUAUGACAGAAACUCGUAGAACACAGCCUUGUGCCUCUGAGGAAGCUGAUUCAUUCAGCGAAGCGCAUUAGGUGGAGGUGACAUCACAUUGGAUCAUAGACAGAACCAUGAGGGGAAUAUACACACUGGCAAGAUUCCUCUCUGGAUGGAAUUGGGACUCUGCAUUUUUAUAUAACUAUAUGUGACUGGCCUCAAGCGAUGUAAUGUGAGUGCAUUAAAGCUUUUAAAAUCACUGAUUAUAUUAGAGUAUGUAUAUGGUAGGGACCUUAGAUUGUAAGCUCCAGUGGGUCAGGGACUGAUGCGAAUGAUGUAUAAUCUCUGUAAAGCACUGUGUAUUAUGCAGAUGCUUUUUCACCAUAAGUUAACAUGGGUCACCAUACUACCAAGUAAGCAAGGCCCUACCACAGGGGGCCUCAGGUAUUAGCCCAUUGGUCAA
Xenopus tropicalis (tropical clawed frog) is the source of this 1958-nucleotide messenger RNA. RefSeq names its product provisional ortholog of chitinase acidic. The record is from RefSeq and is a predicted model, not a curated record. Gene Ontology annotation, molecular function: hydrolase activity, hydrolyzing O-glycosyl compounds; chitin binding; endochitinase activity. Gene Ontology annotation, cellular component: extracellular region; cytoplasm. NCBI's taxonomy places the organism in Eukaryota, Metazoa, Chordata, Amphibia, Anura, Pipidae. The transcript has 12 exons. The coding region runs from base 314 to 1528 and encodes 404 amino acids. Gene Ontology annotation, biological process: carbohydrate metabolic process; chitin catabolic process.